UUUUUACUUUGUAGAAGUCCUUGACUGCUUCACUUUCUCAUUCAUGGAAUGAGACUAUGGAAGAGACUUUUGAUGAUCUCAAGAGCAAGACUAUGAAGGAUCAACCUGAUCAUAAGCCAAAUGGAGAGACAGCCAAAGGUCUUCAUUUUCUUUCUUCUCGGUGCUGGUGCCCUGUGGCUGUGACUCUGGGCAUCCUUUGCCUGGGUUUACUGGUGACCAUCAUAAUUCUGAUAAUGCAAUUAUCCCAGGUGUCUGAUCUUCUAAAGCAACAGCAAGCAAACCUGACUCACCAGGAAAAUAUACGGGAGGGACAGAGUUUAGCCCAGAAGCAGGAGGAAAGAACUUCCCAGGAGUUACAAAGUGAACUCAAGGAAAUGAUAGAAACCCUUGCCCAGAAGCUGGAAGAGAAAUCCAAAGAACAAAUGGAACUCCAUUACCAGAACCUGAAUCUUCAAGAAGCUCUGAAGAAAGCAGCAAAUUUUUCAGGUCCUUGUCCGCAAGACUGGCUCUGGCAUGAAGAACACUGUUACCGUUUUUCCUCCAGCUCAUUUAAUUGGGAAAGAAGUCAAGAGAACUGCUUGUCUUUGGAUGCCCAGAUGCUGAAAAUUAAUAGCACAGAUGACCUGGAAUUCAUCAAGCAAGCCAGCGCCCAUUCCAAUUUCCCGUUCUGGACAGGGUUGUCUCAGAGGAACCCCAGCUACGCAUGGCUCUGGGAGGAUGGUUCUCCUUUGAUGUCCCAUGUGUUUAGACUCCAGGGAGCUGUUUUCCAGAAGUAUCCCUCAGGCACCUGUGCAUAUAUACAAAGGGGAGCUGUUUUUGCCGAAAACUGCAUUUUGAAUGCAUUCAGUAUAUGUCAAAAGAAGGCGACUCUACUGAGAGCACAGUGAAUUUGAUUGCUCUGGGAAAAAUAGAGGAGCCGAUCUUUGAAUUCUCUUCUGGAAUUUAAGCUAUUCUUCCUCACUUAGGUGCAAAUUGUGAGAGCCCUGAGAACUGAUAUUACCUGACUGCGAACUCCUUAGCAGAAACUGGGGUUCUAGCUGCCUGACACCGUUAUGUCAAAAGUUUUGAUUCUGUCUGUUUACAUUUUUUCACCUAGCUUGUCCCAAGCUUCCCAGCCAGCCUUUGAUCCUUUUCCCUUUUAAAUUACAACAUUUUGCUCCUCUCCAAGCAUUGGGAACCCUCUCUACCUCAGUCCCCUCACUCCCUUAAAACUGCAUAGAAGAUAGAACCUAGAGAACUUGCCCAACUGCAUGCAGAGGGCAAAAAAGGGGAAACAUGCAUGGGAAACAGAGCACAUGAAGAAAUAAAAAAGGGAAAGUUCAUACUGGAAUCAAGAAACUUGCAUUCUCAACGUUAAAAGCUACCAAUUGUUAGUCUUUGAAAUUGUUGUCUCUCUCCAGACUCCAUCCUUUACACGUGUAACACAGACACACACACACACACACACACACACACACACCAUACCCUCACAUUUUGGGGCAAUUGAGAUGUCUCAAGAAGUGAAUUAGUCUAUAAUUAAGUAUCAGUUCCUGAAUGAGUUAUUCAUCUUUUCUCUAACAAAGGACAGCUUAAUACCUUUAAUUCUUCCAAACAGUGUUAGAUUCAUGGGGUGAAUGGCUCAGAGGGAAAAAUAGUUGAUUUUUUCCCCCUAAAGUACAUACCUUUUAUAGGUGACCUCUUCUCAAUUUUGUUAUGUUAUGCUAUAAUGCAGAAACAUACAGGACCAAAAAAAUAAUUACACUCAAUUCUAGAACAAACUGAGCCAGGUAUGGAAAUAUUGCUAGAUAGAAACAGAUGGAAUUAGGAAUAUUCCUUCUAUUUUCAGUGCUUCUACCCCUUUUCUACCUUCCUUCAAAGGAAGCCUUUCUAUUUUGUUUCACAUGAUCUAGCACCAAUCUUAUUUUUUAAAAAAAAUAAAAUUGUAUCAUCUGUAGGAAGACAAGAGAUAUUUUCUUUUAUUAAUAGCUGUAUUAAAGUAUAAUUAACAUAAUAAACUGAACAUAUUUAAAGUGUACAAUCAAUAAGAUUUCACAUAUGUUCUCUUCAAAUUUUCACCACAAUCAGGAUAGCGAACAUAUCCAUCAUCUUUAAGUUUCAUCAUGCCUCUCCCCAGUACCUUCUCCCUAGACAACCACCAAUCUGCUUUCAGUUUGCAUUUUGUAGCAUUUUAUAUGAAUGAAAUCACACAGUAUGCAUUUUUUCUUUUCUUUUCAUCUAGUUUCUUUCACUUAACAUAGUUAUUUUGAGAUUCAUCCAUCUUGUUAUUUGUAUCAAUUUCUCAUUAUUUUAAAAUGUUGAGUAUUGUUAUGUUUAUACCACACUUUUUUUUAUCCAUUUACCUGUUGAUACGAUUUGGGUUCUUGAAAAGAGCCAUUAUAAAUAAAGCUGCUACGAACAUUCACGUACAACUCUUUGUAUCGUCAUAGGAUUUUUCUUCUCUUGGGUAAAUAUUUAAGAGUGUAAUGUCUAGAUCAUUCUGUAGGUGUACAUUUAGCUACUUAAGAAAAUGCCAAACUGUUUUCCAAAGUUUGACCAUUUUACAUUCCUACCAGCAGUGCAUAAAUGUUCCAAUUCUACCUCAUCUUUGUCUACACUUGGUAUGGUCAGUUUUGUAAUUUUAACCAUUCUGAUAGGCAUGUAGUGGUGUACUAUUGUCAUUUUAAUUUGCAUGAAUUAUUGUCUUUUGUUGUUUUAUAUCUAGUGUUUGUUUUUUAAUUCUUGCUUUAUAUAUUUUGUUUGAUUUUGUUUCUGUCCAAUUGGAAG
Rhinolophus ferrumequinum (greater horseshoe bat) is the source of this 2763-nucleotide messenger RNA. It is a transcript of the gene OLR1, whose product is annotated as oxidized low density lipoprotein receptor 1. NCBI's taxonomy places the organism in Eukaryota, Metazoa, Chordata, Mammalia, Chiroptera, Rhinolophidae. Gene Ontology annotation, cellular component: signaling receptor complex; plasma membrane. The coding region runs from base 57 to 887 and encodes 276 amino acids. Gene Ontology annotation, biological process: leukocyte cell-cell adhesion; lipoprotein metabolic process; cell death. Gene Ontology annotation, molecular function: low-density lipoprotein particle receptor activity. The transcript has 6 exons. The record is from RefSeq and is a predicted model, not a curated record.